Messenger RNA from Clonostachys byssicola, 1944 nucleotides. The record is from the annotation of a GenBank genome assembly. NCBI's taxonomy places the organism in Eukaryota, Fungi, Ascomycota, Sordariomycetes, Hypocreales, Bionectriaceae.
AUGGCGCGCGGCUACUUUUCGCCAAUCGACCACCUCCAAGGCCGCCUGGUGCGGGAGGCCCUUGUCAACAUGGACCAUAUCGCCCACAUUCUGAGUGACAGGUCUCCGUCGUUGACGUACAAGGACAAUGGUAAUCAGUGCCCAACUCCGUCGUUCAUAUACUACAGCGCUAUGCUAUCCCCGGAUGAUGUCCCCUCAUCUGAAGGAAGGCCGAUUGGGUUUGAACACCAGGAGGAGAAACUGGCUGGCGAGAAGGCAAAGGAUACAGCGUACCUGAACAGCAUUAUUGAGCAAUGCAUCGACCGGUACCUAGAUACGAUCGACAACUUCUGCUGCCUGCUCCAGCCUGACUCUCGUUCCGCCUCCGAAGAAUCAGCUGCUGCAUCGGCUCCAGCUGAAGAAGAGCGUGUGCUGGCAUCGCCAUCGCCCCCGGAGAACGAACCUGAACAGUCGGAUUCACCUAGUUCACGAUAUGCCACUCCCGCCCAACCUGACUCGAGCCCAGAAGCUGUCAACAAUCGACCUUCUGUCGUCGAACUCAACGAACCCGAGUCGCCACGAACAGUGACCACCAUCGACUUUGAAGACGUGUAUCGAGGCGGCACAUCCGCGACGACGCAUUUCAUUCUCGACUACGAACACUCCCUCAAAACUGCACCGAAUGUCAGCGGUCGCUGGUGGAUUUUGCGCUGCGAGCAAUGCGACUGGCACGGAUUAUCCGAGAGACCUGGGACAUUCCACAUGGAGCUCCAUCCCGAAUUGAGGAUCGACGACCUGGAAUCAGCGAUCGAGUCGUUUGGAGUGCUCGUUCUCAAUUGCACACCGGACCUAGCCAAUAUGAACAAUGUCCAUGUCCGCAAGGUAAUGCAAGACCGGGCUUCCGAACCGACCACGGCACGAGCGCGACACAAGCACAAGAGAAGAAAGGUGGUGAAAAUCAGUGUAUCCCCUAGAUCGUUCACGGAACGGCAGUUGAUCUCGGAUCCUUCUGUCGGGGAGAUGUACCUCGCCGGAUGGUCAGAUGGUAAGCUGUAUGGCGCCGUCGCUCUUCCUCUCGGAGACUUCAUGCCCAAAGCGUCCAUCCCUGGAAGCAUGUGGGAUUCGGGACUGCUCUCAAGCGUGCCCAAGUGCUACCGAAUCAACAAAAGGGCGCGCCACUUCUCUUGGGCCGAGGGCUUCGAAGACGGCGGUACACGUGUGGGCUUUCGGCAAUUCCCGCUGUUCUACUUUGACAACCCAAAGGUCGAAGACGGUCAUGUUGGCUGGGCAUAUGCGCACGAUAUUCACCCCUUCGACUUGGACAAGGUGACUUCAGACUUUCCAAGACCUGCCGCCUUGUAUGCCAAUCACUAUAAACUUUCAGACCAUACACCGUUUAGCCAUGAGCUUUUUUCGCACCACCAGAGCCAAAUUAAACCUGUUACUGAGCAAACCCUAAGCCUCAAGCACUCGAAAGGAGAGAAGAGCAGCAGCGCCUCUCCCACUCCCCAGACCACAUCGACAGAGGCAGAUACGGACCACGACAAGAAAAUAGUUGACGGUCAACGCUGUACGCCAUCAUCCGAUGGUUCUCGCCACUCUUUUGAUCCCGUGUUCGAGUCUCAACAACCGACCGAAGCUGCCUUCGAUACCCACACUUACAAUUCACCAGUCUCCAUCUACGGUACCUUCCGACGGAGUAUUACCAUGGAGCCGGGAAUACGUAUGCCAGAAGCCCAGAUGUCGCCGCUUGGAGAGCCUGCAGAUGAGGUCAUUCAUCAAGCUGUUGAAUCAAGCGACUGCCCUCCGUUUGCGAAAAUCAAGGCCGAACCUUGCGAUAUGCUCGGUGAAACACAUGAUGAAACGCCUUUCGCCGACGCAAUGGAACAUAGUGUUCCUACACCUGAUACCUGCCCUCAGCUUAUCAACCAGGAUUCGGUGAUUCAACCAGACGUGGAUGAGUGA